GAAGAGACGGAUCCAAAAAAAAACAACAAAAAAACAAACAAAAUGGAAAUACUUGCCAGCUUUUUGAAUCCAUCUCAAUUGGGGCAGAUCAGGGAAGUCACCAAGAGUGUCUCGCUGGAAGAUGUGGCUGAAGUGGCCACUACCGGUUUCCGUUCCAUGGGCACGACUCGAGAAGAUUCACUCGUCUUUGUACUCGGUUUGCUCAAUCUAGGCACGGUAUUGUGCUACGCCGUUUACUCGCAACUCUUCAAACCCGAUCGGCGCGGCUCUUCCGCCCUGGAUGAGAACCACUUUGUCAUGAAAAAGAUCCAGACGAUCCUCGACGAGCUUGUCCUCCAUGUUCACACGACCACCUACUAUCGCAGCUCUUUGGAAAGGACCCAAGACCUGGCCUCAAAACGAGACUCGAACUUCCGACCUCGAUCUUCCGACUCAUCAUCCAUCCGUAGUCUUUUCACGAUUUUCGACCUGCCGGAAUCUUUGAUUUACAGUGAAAAAGAGCCUCCGGCUGUCUCGCAAUUCUCGUCCAGACGAUCGUCGGAUGAUUACGACAACUACUUGCAACGAGAAGCCAAGAAAAUGAUUCAAGAGUGGCUGUCAUUUUUGGUCCAGUCAACUCCGAUCCCUUUCCUCAGCCGGACGAAACGUCACACGCUGAUGUCAUUCCCGAACAGGUAUCGACGCAACACGACGGCUGGACACCGUCGGUGGUCCAUCAGGAAACGCAUUGGCAGGCCGUCAACAUCAGCGCCAUCGACGUUGAAACCGGUGACUCGCGCUGUUGCGAAAACGUCAACAACUGCCGAACCGCAUCCGGAGUGGACAUUGAAUCAGGAGGCAAUGUCUCAGCUACGCCGACCGCAGAUGAAACGGCUGGUUGCGGCCGCAACUGGUGCGGAAGCAGAUGGCCGAGUCCUGGCGGCUGCGCAAGCUGCCGUUGCCGUGGCCAGUUCUUCCAGUGAACCGGACGUGCCUCAUCCAGCCCACCAAGACGUUCCCGUUCUUCCUGUCCACACACUUUUCCCACACGAGACCGUUAGGGAGAGAGGCGCCGGUAGCAGCCAUUCGAAGAGCGAUCGGUCCAGUAGCAGCCGCAGUGGUAUGCGAAUCGAAAACGGACCGACGGAGAAACCGGAAGAAAAAUCGAAGGAGGAAGCAGUGCCGACUCCGGAGCCCAAACCGCAAUCUGAGCCGAGGCAUAUUCCUUCCGAAUUUCGUCAGCAAAUGUAUAACAGGCAUCCGGCCGAACAAUUGGAGUCGCCGUAUGAUCUCGAAGACUCGGAAUCGAUCGCUGAACCGGCCGAAGAGGAGAGUCUCAUCGUCCGACUGAUGCAUUUGAUCCAGCAAACAACCCCGCUGGCCAUGGACGUGUUAGACGUCUACAAGUCGAGGUCCGUUGGUCAACAGGGGACCCAAUCAACGGAGCCUAAAUGCCUUGAACGGCUCUUGUGUCAGCUCAAUCAGGACUGGAAGACCAGAGGUUCCGUUCCAGCAGCCAUGGCCCCAUUCCUCAGUAUCGCUAUGGGUUGGUUGCUGAAUCGGUCUACUACUCCGAAUCUUUCGCACAUUUUGAUGGCCGUUCGUGCUGGUUGGAUAGGCAAGCAAUGCGUGAGUCUCUACCCUCGUUGCGCUAAUCCCGGACGCCCUCAAUGGACCGUGACCCCAUUACAUGACGACUCGUUGAACUUGCCAAGUAUCGGACAGCCGCCCGUCAAAGUCCGCCCACCUCUCGAUUUCUUCGCCUUCACGCCCACGCCUUCAACGACCACCUUCGAGAGCACAAUGCGACCAGUUUCCUCCUCGUUGCGAACGGUUCCAUCUCCCAAUGCCAAAGUACCUAACCCGGCCGAACCGGUUGGCUUGCGUACUACGACAACAUCAACGACGGCCACCAAGAAAACCUCCCCUUCGACGGAUUGGGACCGUGAAAGCGACCAAAGUGACACCAGCAACCCGGACUAUGGACUCUGGGGCCAGCACUCGAUAGAAUUGGGCGAGGAAGAACAGACCACGUCCACCCUGAUCGGGACUUCGUUGCAAGUGGAUCGAAAUGGAAUGUCUGGUGCAGCCUCCAGCAGCGGAACGGACAGUUUGAAACCGUGGGGCAAACCCAGCCGGUUCUCGGGCACGGACGAUCUCGAGCUCAGCGACAUUGUUCGCGGAGUUUACUCGAGUACGACAGAAAAGGAUCUUCAUUUGGAUGAAGAGGAGGAUGAGGAGUAUGAUGUUGAUGAGGAGGAAGAAGAGGAGGAAGAAGAGGAAGAAGAGAACGUAGAGGAACCAUUGCCGUCAACCAAGAAGCCAGCAGUUCACUACCCGGAAGAUAGUAUCCUUCACGAUUUGAACAAAAAUCAUUUCACUGAUAAAACUACAGUAGCGACUCCUGUCAAGGCCAAAGACACUUAUGAAGAGUUCCAAAAGAAAAAGACGCAUCGGCUUGAAAUGGUCCCAACCAGAGGUCUAGUUCAUCCGUGGUUAUCGGAGCCUGUUUGGGUACCAGAAAACGCCUGGCCGCCGAAGACGGCCGACAACCAUCCCCGACCUGAAGAGGAAAAUGAAGAGAAUGGUGACCGGCAUCGUGAUCGGGUAUCGUUUGGUCACGAGGAUGCCGUAAAAGAUGUCCGAUUAUUUGACUUUGCAAUGCAAUAUCUUCGUGACCGGUCGGCAUAAUGAAGCUGCGGAUGUUAAAAAAGACUCACUGUGCAUUAUUUAUUUUGAAAGUGUCAUGAACAACGAUGAAAAAUUGUGACAUUUUUACCAUUGGGUUGUGAGUUUAUGGUAAAAACUACUGUGGAAUGGUGAAGGGACCCACGCUUGCACUUCUUAGACAUUUCCUCCUCAUUCCUUGUGCUUUGUGAAUCAAUUUUCACGCCCACAGUCUUAUUUUCCAGACGAAAAAGUCCUUUGUUAUAUUGUUAUUGAAAUGUUGAAUAUCUAACGCCUAUCGUUCAUCAGACAUAUGUGUGUGUGAUU
Messenger RNA from Daphnia carinata, 2973 nucleotides. RefSeq lists its product as uncharacterized. Lineage: Eukaryota; Metazoa; Arthropoda; Branchiopoda; Diplostraca; Daphniidae. Bases 43 to 2670 code for a protein of 875 amino acids. The transcript is spliced from 4 exons. The record is from RefSeq and is a predicted model, not a curated record.